Messenger RNA from Dentiscutata erythropus, 682 nucleotides. NCBI's taxonomy places the organism in Eukaryota, Fungi, Glomeromycota, Glomeromycetes, Diversisporales, Gigasporaceae. The record is from the annotation of a GenBank genome assembly.
AUGCAUAUAAAUAAAACCUUAGAUACUUCACCAGCUUCAGAUAAUUAUAGUCGUUCUUACGAUCUUAAUAGUAAAGAGUGUUUAUGUUGUGGAAGAGACAAGAUUCGUAUUGAAUUCAUUAGAUCCUAUGGAGAUCGUGAAGGAAAAGAAAGUAAAUAUUCUAAUUGCAAUAAUUGUGCAAGAAAAAAGAGAAAAUCUUCGAAUUAUGAAGUUAAUAAAGAUAAUCAGUAUCUUCAUGAAAAGAAAAUAAUUUAUAAUAAUGAAGAUAAUGAAGAUAAUAUUUUGUAUGAGUUGGCUGAGUUAGAAGAGUUGGUUGCUGACUAUUUUACAAAUACUAAAGAAGAUCAAAUAAAGUUUUUAAAAAACUUUGAACUUGAAGAUAAAUUAAUUGAUAGUUCUCAAAUAUCAAAUAAUAAUAAAUUAGAGGAUUCAAUAAACGAAUAUGAUUAUAGUGCAGAACUGAGUCUUAAUGCUUGCAAUGAAUUAAUCGAAUUUAGAGAAAUUGAAUUAGCAGAAGACAAAAAAAUAUUUGAAUUCUUAUUAGAUACUGUUACUUCGAAUAUUCAAAAUGAUAAUUUCUAUAAUACGUAUAGAAAAUUAAGACAAACCUUAAUAACUGAAGCAAGGGCUUGUCAAAAAGCUUUAUCCGCCAGAAUACAGCAAAAAACUUGGAAACCUCCAC